Molecule: messenger RNA, 872 nt
Organism: Strongylus vulgaris
Lineage: Eukaryota; Metazoa; Nematoda; Chromadorea; Rhabditida; Strongylidae
Source: the annotation of a GenBank genome assembly
AUGGCAGAGACCGGAAAAUAUAGCGCGGAGCAGAUUGAAGCUAUGUCUAACAAGCUCAACGAAAAUGCCGGCACUAUGGGGGUAUCCCUUUACCCCUGCAGUGUACCGGGACACGGUAAAAUGUUUGACAUGCCCAAUGACAUGAUGGAAGUUGGUCUUGGAAUUCAUGGGGAGCCAGGAUGUCGACGAGAAGCAAUAGAAAGUGCUGACAAAAUCGUGAACACAAUUAUGACAAAGCUACAGGAGGUCGUAAAGUUCACGAAAGAGGAGCCUAUUGUGCUUCUCAUCAACAACCUAGGCGGCGUAUCCCAAAUAGAGAUGGGCAUAAUUAGAAGUGAAGUGGUUAAAUGGUGUCGUCAACACAGCAUACAAAUAGCACGACUUCUAUGUGGCACUUACAUGACCUCCUUAGAUGGGCAUGGCAUCAGUCUCACAGCUCUAAAAGUAUUCGACAAAGAAAUUUUGGACUUUCUCGAUGCUCCCACUUCAGCUCCAGGAUGGCAUGGAGCCGAUAAGCUUGGCAGACCGGAGACUGCACCUUCAUCCGACAAGGGUCAAUCUAUAGAGGUGCAGACAUCUUCCAAAGGGAUAACACUCACAAAAGGUCGAUUUUUAGAGCAAGCCGAGUUAGCGAAAAAGUGUGUGCUUGCGGUUUGCGAUAAGAUGAAUGCAAUGGAAUCAGAGUUAAAUGCAUUAGAUGGAGCUGCAGGCGAUGGAGAUUGUGGAUCAACAUUUGCACAUGCUGCAAAGGCUAUUAACGAACGAAUGAAAACCUUGGAACUAAAUAGCGCACAACAGCUACUCUUCAAUAUAUCCGAGGUAUUCGAACAAGAAGUGGGAGGCACUGGUGGAGCGGUAGGUAUUUUAUGAAA